CCACAAAAGCAAAGAAGAAGAAGGAUUGCCGGAAGUUAAAAUCGCCAGUUUUAUUUUCAUUUUAAGUCCUAGUAAGAAGUACAAACCUCGAUUAUUUGCUCAGAGAUUAUGGGUUUACCAUGAACAGCUUCGUAAAUACAACGAUCGAUUCCAAGUAAAUUGUUUUCAGUGAGAUUUACUUCUAAUGCAUUAUUAUUAUUAUUAACAUUUAUUUUUAUGAUGGACUUAAUAUUUCAGCUAAGGGAUAAAAGUAAGCUGGUAUUUGGUUAUGAGCCUUCUAGUUCGGGCGUUUCUUUUGACAUGACGGCCAGCUGCAUUCUUUAGAACGAGUGAUUGAAAGUCUGCACCUGAUGUUCAAUGAUGCUGAGUCGGAUCGUGCCAGUGAGGUUGUGGUUUGGAUCGGACCGGCCUGGGUUCUGCUUAGGAACGUCUUUAUUGAUAACCUCGAUUCUGCUGAUCUAUGCAUUUGGGAUCCAGGCAAGUCUGAGUUUAGGUCCAGGAGGAGAUUUUCCAAGGCUUAGAGAUGUGUUGCUUUACGCUCUAAGUCAUGAGGAUGUGCCCUCCCUGCUGGUCAGCGUUGUGCUCUUGCUGCUGUUUGGACCGAGCCAGGAGCGUCGAUGGGGAACGGUUGCCUUGCUGGCCCUCUCAUUCCUCACUAUGUCAAUUUUACCUUUACUUUACGUUCUGGUCCUGUUUGUGGGUGGAGGAGAGGCGAGUCGGAUCUGUGGGUACUCUGCUAUCCAGCUCGCCCUGUUUACAGCACAAUGCCGGCAGACAACACAAAGGAGGCUGCUCAGGUGUUUACCAGUCUGGAUGCUACCAUGGCUUCUUCUGCUGCUUGGCCUCCUGCUGCUGCCUGGCACCCCUGCUCUACUCCACUUCUGUGCAAUAUGCAUCGGUCACAACUAUCAACAGCCUUUCAUUGGAACGCUACAGGAACUGGAGGAUUCAAGAAUUCUUGAUGUUCUUCCUGUUCGUGCAUAUAUUCCCACUUCAUCCAGAUCGAGAUUGCCAAUUUAUGCAACCUCUCAAAGAUCACCUCCCCACUUGGUGCCUCAAGGUCAGGUAUCUCCUCCUCUAGAGAGGGAUCCUGUAGCUUUCCACCAGCAUUCCUGGAUGGGAAUGUCACCUGGUUGGAUGUUAGAGAAUUCUGCCACCCUGUCUGAGGCAGAGGUUCUAGAGGAAGAAAUGCUGAGGGCAGGGAUACUGGCCUCGCUGAAGGAUGCUCCCGAGGAGGAUCCCAAUUCAAAGAUUGAAGUGCCCAAAUCGUCAGUCUCAUCUCUGCGACUUCAGCAGCUGGAGAAGAUGGGCUUCCCUACAGAGAAGGCUGUGGUGGCUUUAGCAGCAUCAAAACAGCUAGAUGGCGCCAUCUCACUACUGAUUGACGACAGCAUUGGAGAACAAGCUGUGGUAGUAUCAAAGGGAAAAAGCCCUCAACCGUCACAAAACACUAGACACCCUCACACUCCUGGACAUAAUCUGUAACAGUAUUUGCACCUGUACAAUAAACUGGACAUACUUUGUGCUUGGGUUAUGCUGAGUAUUCCACCUGCUGAACAAGAA
Oryzias melastigma (Indian medaka) is the source of this 1563-nucleotide messenger RNA. It is a transcript of the gene rhbdd3, whose product is annotated as rhomboid domain containing 3. The record is from RefSeq and is a predicted model, not a curated record. The coding region runs from base 358 to 1485 and encodes 375 amino acids. Gene Ontology annotation, cellular component: membrane. NCBI's taxonomy places the organism in Eukaryota, Metazoa, Chordata, Actinopteri, Beloniformes, Adrianichthyidae. Gene Ontology annotation, molecular function: serine-type endopeptidase activity; protein binding. The transcript is spliced from 5 exons.